AUGAAAUACUUUGUGAUUGUUGCUGCAUGUGUUACAGUGUCAAAUGCUUGUUCAUGUCUCCCAUUUGGUACGCCUAAGGAAUCAUUCUGUUCAUCCGAUUUCGUAUCUCAUGUGAAAGUGAUCUCAAAGAAGGACCCCAACACUAGCCCAGACGGGCUUCAAGACAUUACUUAUGUAGUACAACAUAUUUGUGUUUAUAGGAAGCCUUCUAAGAUCAAAAAAUUGUCUAAUCAAAUUGUCACAGCUUCAAAUUCAGCAGCUUGCGGAAUAGAGCUUGAUGUAGGAGUGGAAUAUCUGCUUGGAGGGAGUGUGGACGAGAAAGGUGUCGUACGCAGCUUUUUGUGCGGUAUAGUUGAAAAGUGGAGCGACGUUCCAUCAAAGGAGAAAGCAGAUUUGGGAAAGUACAAGUGCUGA
This is a messenger RNA of Necator americanus (New World hookworm), 414 nucleotides long. RefSeq lists its product as uncharacterized. The transcript has 4 exons. NCBI's taxonomy places the organism in Eukaryota, Metazoa, Nematoda, Chromadorea, Rhabditida, Ancylostomatidae. The record is from RefSeq and is a predicted model, not a curated record. Gene Ontology annotation, biological process: negative regulation of endopeptidase activity; negative regulation of membrane protein ectodomain proteolysis. Gene Ontology annotation, molecular function: protease binding; metalloendopeptidase inhibitor activity. Gene Ontology annotation, cellular component: extracellular matrix. Bases 1 to 414 code for a protein of 137 amino acids.